Naegleria fowleri is the source of this 1698-nucleotide messenger RNA. RefSeq lists its product as uncharacterized. Gene Ontology annotation, biological process: intraciliary anterograde transport; intraciliary transport involved in cilium assembly. The transcript is spliced from 2 exons. The coding region runs from base 1 to 1698 and encodes 565 amino acids. Gene Ontology annotation, cellular component: ciliary base; intraciliary transport particle B; ciliary basal body. The record is from RefSeq and is a predicted model, not a curated record. Gene Ontology annotation, molecular function: protein binding; intraciliary transport particle B binding. Lineage: Eukaryota; Heterolobosea; Eutetramitea; Acrasida; Naegleriidae.
AUGUUUAAGAGACCACUCACAGGCAAAGUUAAAGGUGCUCUAGCACAAACGAAAAGUAAAUCAUCACCGGCUUCGGGAUCCAAGAAGACGGAACAAGCAGAAAUUGAUAUUAUCAGUAUGAUCCAAGAGCGGGAUUUUGCUGGUGCAAUUGCAGUGUUAGAGUUUUUUAAGGGAUUAGGAAAGGAGCAUCCUAGAGUGAGGCCAACACUACCCUGGUUGGCGUAUUGUUGCUAUCACCUGGGUGAAUAUACAAAAGCAAUCGAAUAUCUUGAGGAGCUCUAUUCCAAAUCCAAAGACUCGUAUAUAUUCCUUCAACUUGCUUGUUGCUAUUACUUCUUAGGAGAAUAUGAAAUAGCAUAUGAGCAUGUGUUGAAAGGUCCCGAUUGUCCAUACCAAAAUCGAAUUCUUUUUCACAUUGCAGACAAGCUACAAAAGGAGGAUAUUGUGAACCAAUGUCACAAAAAAUUAAGUGACAAUAAUAUUGAGGAUCAGCUGAGUUUGGCCGCAAUGCAUUUUUCAAGAAAUCAGAUUCAACCUGCGGUCAACAUUUACAAGAACCUUCUAUUGGAGGAUAGUUCCUUUGAGGCACUUCAUAUAUAUGUAGCUCUAUGUUAUUUCAAAUUGGAUUUCUUUGAUAUUUCAUUAGAAGUUCUCAACAGUUAUCUUCAAAAACACCCAAAUAGCCCAACAGCUCUAAACCUGAAAGCGUGUAACAUUUUUAAAACAUACUCGGGCAAAAAAGCAGAAGCAGUUCUUCAACCUAUUGUGGAGCUUCAACAAACAUCUCAUACUUCAGAGAACUAUCUUAUCAAGCAUAAUAUGGUCGUAUUUAGGAAUGGAGAAAAUGCUUUACAAGUUCUUCCGCCUCUACUUGAUGUGUUACCUGAGGCGAGACUCAACUUGGUUAUUUAUCACUUGAAAAAUGGGGAUGUAGACGAGGCAUAUGAACUUAUCAAGGAUCUAGAACCAGUCAAGGCAAGUGAAUAUAUCUUAAAAGGAGUGGUAAAUGCUUGUAAAGGUCAACUUCAUGAUACAAGAGAGCAUUUGAAAAAUGCUGAACAUUACUUCCAACUGGUAGGAACAUCUGAUACUGAAUGUGACACAAUUCCUGGAAGACAGUGUAUGGCAUCAUGCUUUUUCCUAACAAAAAGAUUUAGUGACGUCAUUGUAUAUCUUCAGUCCAUAGAAAAUUUCUUCCAAAAUGAUGACGAUUUCAACUGGAAUUAUGGAAUCGCUCAUGCCUACGUUGGAAACUACAAGGAUGCAGAAAAAAUAUUAUUAGCUGUCCAAGAUGAAAGUUAUAGAAGAGACUAUGUGUACAACAGCUGGCUUGCAAGGUGUUAUAUUAUGAAUGGGAAACCAGAACUUGCUUGGGAGCUCUACCUUAAAAUGGAAACCUCAAUUGAUGCCAUGAACUUGCUGCAGCUCAUUGCUAAUGAUUGUUACAAGAUUGGAUCUUUCUAUUAUGCUGCUAAAGCGUUCGACGUUUUGGAGAGGUUAGACUCAAAUUCUGAGUUUUGGGAAGGUAAACGAGGAGCAUGUAUUGGUGUGUUCCAGCAAAUCGUUAUCGGUAAGGAACCAAGCGAAACUCUGCGGGACAUUGUGCACAUGCUCAAGAACUCAAACAGAGAAGAAAAGAAUAUCAUUCUUCAAAUCAUUGCAAAGUGGGCUCAUGAGAAUAACCUAAUUUCGAAUUAA